CAAUCGACGUUGUUGUCGCGCUUCAUAUCGCGGACAAAUUCACACCGAGAAUCUAUCUAUCGCUCCUUCAGUUUGAAUUCCUUUCAAGUAUCGGGCUAAUGCAAAUCCAUAGUGAAUAAUGUCGCGACCUUCGCAGAAACACCGGCAUUGUCCAAAACAAUUCUAAACUGAGAGUGCGAAAUCGAAGCGAAAAGUUUAUCGCCCGUAAAUGUCAAAGAGUUUCCCCCGAAAACUGGUCUAUAAAUUGUGUUUAGCUGAUAUUGGAAAGUUUUUGGUUGGUUUAUUUGCAUAGCUAGUGCAGCCAAUCGACUUGAGUUGAAUUUAAGCGCAUAUUUGCGCGUUUUAAAUACCAACAACAAUAGUGACUAUAACUGCAACAGCAGCAGCAACAACAACAACAACAUCAGCAACUGCAACAACAAGUGGAACUAGUACGCAGCAAGGUCUGUGCGUCGCCUUCGUCGUGGUGUCGUCGUCAUGGAGAAUCUUGGCUACAAGGAGGGCAGCACGAAGCCCCGCCGCAUGACACGUUCCAUCAGCGUCGUUACCAAAACCGAAGUGGAGCAGCCGCUCACUGACAACAAUGCGAAUAACCGUUUCAAAUCGAUUCCACCCAAUCUGAUGGUGCGAUGGCGCAACAACACUGACGCCAUGAUCGAAGCCCAGUACCCGACAGCUGGUGAAUUCGAAUACAUGGAGUGUGGACCAUCGCCGCCGGCGGAGAGUGCGCCGAGCAUGUACGACAGCUUUGAGGAGCCGACCAGUGAGCUGAGCGUUCAGAUCUGCAAUGAUACGCUUAGGAUUAGCCUUAUAGACCAAAUGAAGAGUGCCGCCGGCCGUGUCCGCUUGCUGGAGGACAUUGAGCAGGGCAACGUGGUGGCCGAGGGCCUUGCCACACACUUUGAGACCGCCUCAAAGCUGGAGAAGAAUCUCAGCUACUUGUGGGCUGCGUUUCUCAAGCGCUGGGAUUUGCUGGAGGGGUUGCUAAACGCUGGUGCCGAUCUGCACUUUUGCGACCAGAACGGUAUUUCAGCCUUGCAUUUGGGUGCCUUCAGUGGCUGCCUGGCCACCUUGGAUCUGCUGGUGACCAAGGGCAUCAAUGUGAAUCUACAGCCCAAGUGCUACACACCAUUACACUGUGCCGCCUUUGGCAAUGCCGCCGAUGCGGCCAAGUUCCUCAUCAAUAGUGGCGCUCUCAUCACCAAAGACACCACCAAACCCAACUGCGAGGAGAGUCUACUGCACUGUGCCGUGCGCUCAAAUGCACUCGAGUGUCUGCAGCUCUUCAUUGGUGAGGGCGCAGACGUGAACUCGCUGAAGCCCAAUGGCACCAAUGCCAUACACUUGGCUGCCGAUCUGGGGCAUCUGCAGUGCUUGGAGGCGCUGUUGAACGCCCCCAAUGCCGAUGCCAAUGUGCGCAUCUGCAUACGCGAAAAAGAGUCCACGGCUCUGCAUCUGGCGGCCGAUGAGGGCAACGUUGAGUGCGUGGAUCUAUUGCUGGCCAAAGGUGCAGACGCAAAGCUGAAGAAUCAUCGUGGCUUCACGCCACUUCAUCUCGCUGCACGCACCUCCAGCUUGGAGUGCGUCGAGUCGCUACUGCGUAAUGGAAAUGCUGAUGCCAAUGCCGAGGACUUUGAUCAUCGCACGCCGUUGCAUGCGGCCGUGGGGAAAUCAGAGAAUGCCUAUGACAUCAUGGAGACACUGAUACAGUGGGGCGCCAAUGUGAAUCACAAGGAUAUCUAUGGCUUCACAGCACUCCAUUUGGCUGCUCUCGAUGGUCUGGUGCAGUGCGUGGAGAUGCUCAUUUUCCACGGCGCCGAUGUCACCACCAAGUCGAAGAAGGGCACAUCGGCACUAAAUGUGAUCACUCGUAAGACGCCCGCUUCGGUGGCCAUGAUACGCCAGAAACUGGACGCGGCCAUCACAUUGCAUCACUCCCAGGAUCCUGUCAAUCGCGAGGUGGAGCUCGAGCUGGACUUUCGCCAGCUACUGCAGCAUUGCCAUCCACGCGAGAUCAGCUAUCUGAACACGUUCGUGGAUGAGGGUCAGAAGGAGAUACUCGAGCAUCCGCUGUGCUCGUCGUUUCUGUACAUCAAGUGGGGCAAAAUACGCAAGUAUUACAUUGGUCGCCUCAUCUUCUGCUUCAGCUUUGUGCUUUUCCUGACGCUCUACGUGCUGACCGCACUAGCGCACAAUUGUUACAACGGCAGCAAGGAUGACAAUACCACCAUUCAAGCGCAGGAGUUGUGCCAAAAGCAAUCCAUUUUGGGCGACAUGCUGCGCAAUAAUCCGUUUGUCAUGGAAAUGCAAUGGUGGGUGCUGGUGGCCAUCACCAUAGUGGAGAUAUUCCGCAAACUUUACGGCAUCACGGGCUACUCCUCGUUUCGACAUUAUGUGACGCAGGUGGAGAACAUUAUGGAAUGGUUUGUCAUCACCAGCGUCUUUGUCAUCUCGUACAUUUACACCAAGCAGACGUACACGUUCCAGAAUCAUAUUGGUGCCUUUGCCGUCCUGCUCGGCUGGACGAAUCUUAUGCUAAUGAUUGGCCAGCUGCCCGUUUUCGAUGUCUAUGUGGCGAUGUAUACGCGGGUGCAGGGCGAGUUUGCCAAACUGUUUAUGGCAUAUUCGUGUAUGCUGAUUGGUUUUACCAUCAGCUUUUGUGUCAUCUUUCCCUCGUCGUCGUCUUUUGCCAAUCCCUUUAUGGGUUUCAUCACAGUGCUCGUUAUGAUGAUUGGUGAACAGGAUUUAUCGCUGCUGAUCAACGAUCCCGAUGGCAAAGAUCCGCCAUUUUUGCUGGAGGUUAGUGCACAGAUCACCUUCGUGCUGUUUCUGCUGUUCGUCACCAUCAUACUGAUGAAUCUUCUCGUCGGCAUCGCUGUGCACGAUAUCCAGGGCUUGAAGAAAACCGCCGGACUCUCGAAACUAGUGCGACAAACCAAGCUCAUUAGCUACAUUGAGUCUGCGCUCUUUAACGGCUAUUUGCCCACCUGGUUGCGCAAUCUGUUGCACUACACUGCGUUAGUUUCUCCACAGGCAUAUCGGGUGGUGCUGUGCGUCAAGCCAUUGAAUCCCAGCGAGAAACGGCUACCGCGGGACAUUCUCAUGAAGGCCUACGAGGUGGGCAAGAUGCGCAAGCACUUUGGCCACACCAUAUCAUCGAAGAAUCCGGCCGAAAACUAUUUGUCGUACAAGAACAAGUACAACAAUAACAAUGGCUGUGUGUCCACUGCAUAUUCGUUACCAGAUGCGGAUCCGGAUUCCACACAAUUCACCACACUGACUAGUAAAAUCGAUGACAAUGCGGAUCGCAUUGAGUUUCUCACACAGGAGAUUCAGGAGCUGAAGCAGGCGCUGAUAUCGCAGCAGCAGCAAGCCAGCAAAGUGAUUGAUAAGCUGCUCAUCGUCAUAUCCAAUCAACAGAAGCAAAAUCUGCGCAAAUAGCAGAUAGAUUCUCCCAUUGCCAUCUAAACUACAUUACUGAUAUUAUCAAUAACUAUUACGUAUAAUCAAACUAUCAUCUUGAAAUCACCACAAAUGCUACACAAAUUAGUUCUUCAAAUUCUUUAGCCCUUAGACUUGACUUGUGUUGUGUACGAUAUAUUAAUGUUGCUUCCAAGUACCCAGAAAAUUGUUGAUAUUAUGUUCUAGUUAACGUAUUUGAUAUCGAAGCGCUUGGCGCACCCAACGUAUUUAUGCAAUAACUAUACAAGCAUAUAUAUGCUAUAUAAAUAUAAUAAACUAGUUGAUAGGUUAUACUCUAGAGAGGCGAGAAGCUGGCAGGUUUGUUUGUGUCUGGCUUUAGGCUGUGUCUUGUUGUUUGGCGUUGUCGUCGUACGAGAAGCGUUUAAAUGAUAAUUAAAUAUGCAAGUUAUACCUAUGUUUAAUAAUAAACUAUGUCUAUACACCUAUUUGUUAUAUACAUACAUAUAUAU
Messenger RNA from Drosophila albomicans, 3932 nucleotides. RefSeq names its product transient receptor potential channel pyrexia (gene wtrw). Gene Ontology annotation, biological process: transmembrane transport; monoatomic ion transport. The record is from RefSeq and is a predicted model, not a curated record. The transcript is spliced from 4 exons. NCBI's taxonomy places the organism in Eukaryota, Metazoa, Arthropoda, Insecta, Diptera, Drosophilidae. Bases 478 to 3441 code for a protein of 987 amino acids. Gene Ontology annotation, molecular function: monoatomic ion channel activity; protein binding. Gene Ontology annotation, cellular component: membrane.